Gossypium arboreum is the source of this 1666-nucleotide messenger RNA. RefSeq lists its product as uncharacterized. The transcript is spliced from 2 exons. NCBI's taxonomy places the organism in Eukaryota, Viridiplantae, Streptophyta, Magnoliopsida, Malvales, Malvaceae. The coding region runs from base 189 to 1247 and encodes 352 amino acids. The record is from RefSeq and is a predicted model, not a curated record.
AAUACCCAUUAAUCGGAUAUUUGGAAUAUCGGAUUCGUCGACUCAUUUCUACGCUACAAAGCUUUGCGCAUGGCGCUUAUAUCAUUAUUAUAGCUUAUCCGUUUUCAAUCCUUGGCCAAACAAAACCCUAAAAUUUUCUCUUAAUUUUCCCCCAAAUUCACUCUUCUUUUCCCUGGUGUAGUUUGCAAAUGGCAAAAGGUGGCAAAGGACGGCGUAGAACAGCAAGCCAGCAAACCCCAUUCUUGUUGCAUUGUCGUCGCCAAGGCAUCUCUGGAGAUUUACACCCCAAAAAAUGUUCCAAAGCUUUGGAUAAUAGGGAUUGGGAAGAUGCAACAUGUUCUGUUUGCAUGGAGUGCCCUCACAAUGCUGUUCUUCUUCUCUGUUCAUCCCAUGACAAGGGCUGUCGUCCAUACAUGUGUGGAACUAGCUUCAGAUACUCAAACUGCCUUGACCAGUACAAGAAGUUCCACACUAAAGUAGUUCCAUUCAAUCAUGAAGAACGGUUGCAUACUUCUAUUGAUAAUUCAGUUCUGGCUGCCGGUUCUAGUCGGCCUGUUGAUAAGUGUGAAGUAACAGAAAUAUCAUGUCCACUUUGCAGGGGUCAGGUAAAAGGAUGGACUGUGGUGGAACCUGCAAGGGAAUAUUUAAAUGCCAAAAAGAGAAAUUGUAUGCAGGAUGACUGCACCUUUGUUGGUACUUUUAAGGAAUUAAGGAAACACAUGAAAGCAGACCAUCCAUGUGCUCAGCCACGUGAAGCGGAUCCUACCAUUGAACAGAAGUGGAGAAGGCUUGAAAGGGAGCGGGAGCAGGAGGAUGUGAUCAGCACAAUAAGGUCAACAAUGCCCGGGGCAAUGGUUUUUGGUGAUUAUGUAAUAGAAAGAAAUCAUCACGGUUUUGAGACGGAUGAAGAGGGUGGUAUUGACACAGCAGAUGCUAUAGAAAGGGUUGGAGAUUUUGAUGUAGGGUUAGAUAAUAAUGUUUUGAAUUUCUUUCUUUUUCUGCAUGCAUUUGGGCCAUCAGGGAAUGACCUUGGUAGACGAACAAGGCAGCCUACACGUGCAGCAGAUGAGAAUGCUGUUGGUGUUCGCCUUACCUCUCCUGUUGGGGGUCAUCAAGAUGAUGACUAUUUUAAUGAUGGCGGGGGCAAUGUAUCUUUGGUUAGCCGGCUCCGUCGACAUGGCAGAGUUAUUUUAGGACGUUCAGGCAGGAGGAGGAGAAGAAGAGAAGACAUUGGAGGUCAAAUGUAGGAUAAAGCUGUACCUAUAAAGGAGGGGAAACAGGAAAGGCUACAUCCUACAUUUCACUGUAGUCUAAGCAAAAAUUAGGUGAAGCCAGUAAAAGAGAAAUUUAGAAUUCAAAUUUCCAUCAAUUUAUUUCUCAUUCAUUUUGAGGGGUUGUAUCAGAGGUUGGCUGGGAAGAUGAGUAGCCUGUUUUCCUUUGUUGUUGUGUAAUCAUUUUGAUGUACUGGUAAUUCCUUUUUUUUUUUUCAACUUAUGUUAGUCCUCUAACCCUGUAUAUGUAUAGAAUUGUAGACUUAGUAAUUUGGGGGAUGCAGGGAAACAAUGAACGUAUUGCGAAACCUUAAACUGCUAAGGAACCUCAUUGUAUUUUAGGGGUACUGAGAUAAAUCCUUCAAUAAUUGAAACAUUACAGUAAUUGGAGACUA